Molecule: messenger RNA, 1380 nt
Organism: Pseudozyma flocculosa PF-1
Lineage: Eukaryota; Fungi; Basidiomycota; Ustilaginomycetes; Ustilaginales; Ustilaginaceae
Exons: 5
Coding region: 1-1380 (459 amino acids)
Cellular component (GO): cytoplasm; nucleus
Molecular function (GO): protein serine/threonine phosphatase activity
Source: RefSeq, a predicted model, not a curated record
AUGUUCAAAUCGCUCGGAAAGAUGAUGGGGGGCUCGUCGAAGAAGGGCAAGUCAAAGACGCAGGACGACGACGCCGCCACCGCCGACGCCACCAACGGGCAGCACGCGGCGGACGGGCCCCUGUCGCGGGCCAGGAGCAAAGAGUCGAUCGCCAACCAGUACGAGAACGGCAACAGCGCAUCCCAGAGCUCCAACCUCAGCGCCGCCAACGCCGGCUCGUCGGGGCCCGGGCCAGCCAAGAUCGAGAAGCGCGGGGGCGCGCCGCCGGGCAUCCCCACCACCCAGACCAUCCUGGCCAACCCGAUGGGCGGGAGCAUGUCGGCGUCGGCCAGCUCGACGGGCGGCGGCGGCAGGUCCAACGCCGGCGGCUCGUCGCAGGCGGGCGGCGACCAGGUGCGGACCUUUGACAUUGACGACAUGAUUUCGCGGCUGCUCGAGGCCGGCUACUCUGGCAAGAUUCCCAAGCCGGCGCUCAAGAAUGCCGAGAUCACGGCCGUGUGCCAGGCGGCGCGCGAGGUCUUCCUCAGCCAGCCGACGCUGAUCGAGCUCAGCCCGCCCGUCAAGAUUGUCGGCGACACCCACGGCCAGUUCCACGACCUGCUGCGGCUGUUUGAGAUGUGCGGCUUCCCGCCCAGCGCCAACUACCUCUUCCUCGGCGACUACGUCGACCGCGGCAAGCAGAGCCUCGAGACGAUCCUGCUGCUCCUGUGCUACAAGAUCAAGUACCCGGAAAACUUUUUCCUGCUGCGAGGCAACCACGAGUGCGCCAACGUCACGAGAGUCUACGGCUUCUACGACGAGUGCAAGCGGCGGGUCAACAUCAAGAUCUGGAAGACGUUUAUCGACGUCUUCAACACGCUGCCGAUCGCGGCCGUGGUGGCGUCCAAGAUCUUUUGCGUGCACGGCGGCCUGUCGCCGUCGCUGUCCAACAUGGACGACAUCCGGCGCAUCGAGCGGCCCACCGACGUGCCCGACUACGGCCUGCUCAACGACCUGCUGUGGUCCGACCCGUCCGACACGGCGCUAGACUGGGAGGACAACGAGCGCGGCGUCAGCUACUGCUUUGGCAAGGCCGUCAUACAGCAGUUCCUGGCGCAGUACGACUUUGACCUCAUCUGCCGCGCUCACAUGGUCGUCGAGGACGGGUACGAGUUCUGGAACGAGCGGACGCUCGUCACCAUCUUUAGCGCGCCAAACUACUGCGGAGAGUUUGACAACUUUGGCGCCGUCAUGAGCGUAUCCGAAGACCUGUUGUGCGCCUUUGAGCUUCUCAAGCCGUUGGACGGUGCCGCCUUGAAAAAGGAGAUGGCCAAGAACAAGCGACGCAGCAUGAUGCAGCACCAGUCUCCGCCGGCGCGCGUCACGCAGCAAUCCUUCUGA